Messenger RNA from Micromonas pusilla CCMP1545, 3580 nucleotides. RefSeq lists its product as uncharacterized. Gene Ontology annotation, molecular function: ATP binding; kinase activity. Bases 140 to 3442 code for a protein of 1100 amino acids. Gene Ontology annotation, biological process: phosphorylation. The transcript is spliced from 2 exons. NCBI's taxonomy places the organism in Eukaryota, Viridiplantae, Chlorophyta, Mamiellophyceae, Mamiellales, Mamiellaceae. The record is from RefSeq and is a predicted model, not a curated record.
CGCGCCGCCCGUCGUCACACCUCCAUCGUCUCGCACGAAGUUCGCGCGUUCGUCGUCGCGUCUUCGCUCUUCUUCGCGCGCGAAUACCGAACGCGCGGUCUCGCGCGCGGAGUUCCGUCGCCGUCCUCGCGAGCGAACAAUGGCCGCAAUGUCGUCCGCCGCUCGCGUCCUUCCGGCGCGGCAGCCGUCGACGCGUAAACCGCCGGCGCAUAAAUCGCGCGCGUCGUCGACGAAGACCAGAGCGCUUCCGCGCGCGACCGUCGCCGCCAUCGCGGCUCCUCCCGCGGGCAAGGUCCGCUACGACCAAGUCGCCGCGAUCAACUUCGAGGGAACGUCCGGCACCGUCCACCUCCACCGCGUCGACUUCACGGACGGCUGGAAGACCAUCACCAUCAAGGUCGACGGCGUCGGCGCCGAAGGCUUGGAGCUCCACUGGGGGUGCGUGUACGACGGCGCGGAGGAUUGGGCGCCGCCGCCCGAGGAUGCGGUGCUGCCUGACGACACCCGCGGGUUCGGAGACGACAUCGCGUCGCGAUCGCCGUUCGUGAACGGCACCUGCGUCAUCUCCUUCCCGCCCGACGUCGGCGAAAACGUCGAACGCAUCGUCGGCAUCGUCGUCCGCGGCGAGGACUGGAUGCACGCGGAGAGCGGAGAUCUGAGCGUCCCGCUCAAGACGCCGUCUCAGGCGGGGGUGAUCAACAAGCUCGCGACCGCGGAGCGGCCGGGGCACGGGUCGCUGUACGAGCGCUUCUGCCGCGUGAACGACGCGCUCAACGAGUCAAUGCAGUCGGGCCCCGGCGGCGCCGCGGCGAUCGCCGCGGUGCUCCGCCUGUCCGCGAUCCGCCAGCUUCCGUGGUACGCGGGGGGGAACUACCAGGGGAAGGACAUGGCGCACAUGCAAGAGGUGGUGUGUCGUCGCAUCGCGGACGCGUCGGCGACGGCGGAGGAUGGAUUCGCGCGGCAGUUUUACCGGCUCGCGCUCGGGACGCUUCCGAGAGGCGGCGGCAACGGCGACGAGAUCAGGCUCGGGAUCCUUCAGAUCAUGCGCGAGAACGGGAUCAAAGAAGGGCACCGCCCGGGAAUCGAGGAUAAGUUCAUCGGGCAGUGGCACCAGAAGCUGCACAGCAACACAACCGUGGACGACGUCUACAUCUGCGAGGCGUACCUGCACUUCCUUCACACCGGCGACUGGAACGACUUCUGGACGCACCUGUACGAGAACCACGGCCUGACGAAGGAAGACCUCGCUGGGAUGAAAGCCGGGUGGAGGACCGAGGGGAUCCACGGCCCCGCGGAGCACCUGCCGCACAUGAUCGACACGUUCAAGCACUUUUUGUGGAUCUUGAAAAUCACCCACGGCGGCGGCAACUUGGACUCCGCGAUGGAUUUCGCGCACGGAAACAUGCCCGAAGACCUCGUGUACGAAGUCAGGGACAUGCUCGCGCACCGCGACGAGCCGUGGGUCCCGACGAAGCUCGUCGAGAUCCGCGAGCGCCUCAGCGGCGUGUGGAGGUACGGCGAACACCACAACCGCGACGUCGUCCUCCUCGACAUCGCGAUGGAAAAGUUUUACCGCCAAAAGAUCGAAGCGAUGGUGACGGCGAACAUGUCCCCGGACGAGAAGCUCGGGAUGCUCGAGAUGGCGUGCCGAAACGCGUGCGUCGGCCAGGACUUUGACCGCAUGCAGACCGCGCUCGCCUUCUUCCAAAAGGCGAACGGCGACGCGAGCGGCUUGACGCGGUGGUCGAAGGAGUGGGCCGUCGUGAUGGACGCCGCGUUGGAAUCCGUCUCGCUCGCGAUGGAGUGGUCUAUGGACGAGAUGUGCAAGAUCAUCCAAGGCCCCGCGACGAUGAUCGGCCAGUGCGCGGAGUGCGACCCGGCGUACAUUCAGAACUUUGGCGAGGAGAUCGUCCGCGGGCACUCCAUGUUCGCCGUCUCGAAGCUCCUCGGCGAGGUUCGCGGGUCCAUCAGAGAAGCCGCGGGCCGAUCGCCGUGGAUCAUCGUCAGCGUCGGCAAGCCCGAGCUGUCGCUCCACGCCGGCAAGGUCACGGUCACCGCGCUCGCGGACAUCCAGGGCCAGGACAUGUCCCGAACUCCCUCGGUGAUCAUGUCCGCGAAGCUCGGCGGUCUCGAGGACAUUCCCCCCGGAGUGACGGCGGUGCUCACGGCGGCGCCCGUGGACCUCCUGUCGCACAUCGCGAUCCGCGCGAGGCAGAUGGGCGUCCUCCUCGCGUGCAUGCCCGACAGCGGCGGCUGGGCGGAGCUCAUGUCGUACAGCGGCGCGGACGUCAAGUUCGACGUCAUCGGCGAGGAGAUCCUUGUGAAGAAGUCCGAGCUCGGGGACGCCGCGGCGGCGACCGUCGCGGGACCGGACAAGGGCGCCGCCAUCGUCGUCGACGUGACGCCCACCGUGGAGUCGGAGAAGUGGGUCGUCUCCGAGCAAGAGUACGCCGAGGGCGUCGUCGGCGGGAAGUCGCAGAUGCUCGCGAAGAUGUCCUUCUCCCCGACGUUGUCCUCCUACGCGAUGACCUCGCCCACGAUGGUAGGCAGCGACGUCAAGGUGCCCUCCUCGUGCGCGCUUCCGUUUGGCUCCUUCGACAAGGCGAUAAACGCCGACGAGGCGACGCUCGGGAAGCUCGCCCUGGCGGCCGCCGCGGUCGCCGCCGCGGACGACCACGGCGACGCGAAGCUCCGCAGGGACGCGCUCGAGAUCUUGCGCGAGAUUAUCCAGUUACAGCUCGCGAUGCCCGCGGAGCUCGCGACGGAGCUGACGCUCACGUCCAAGGCGUAUUGCGGCGGCGGCGUCGACGUUCGCGAGCUGUACGCGGCGAUUAAAAAAGUGUGGGCGUCGAAGUGGACCGAGCGCGCGUACUUAUCCCGCAAGUCGUGCGGCGUCGAGGAGGAGGAGCUCAAGAUGGCCGCGCUCAUCAUGGAGGUUGUCCCCGCGGACUACGCGUUCGUGAUUCACACCGCGAACCCGGUGAGCGGCGACCAGGGGGAGAUUUUCGGCGAGGUGUGCGUCGGCUUGGGCGAGGCGCUCGUCGGGAACGAGCCCGGGGGCGCGCUGUCUUUCACCGCGAAGAAGACCAAGGGGUGGCCCGCGACGAUACGCUCGCUUCCGUCCAAGCCGGUCGCGCACUUGGCGCCGGAGGGUAUCGGCACCAUCAUCGUCCGCUCGGACUCCAACGGCGAGGAUCUGGAAGGUUUCGCGGGCGCGGGUCUGUACGACUCGGUCACCGUGACGCCGACGACGACGAAGGUCGUCGACUACGCGGAGGAGCCGCUGAUUUGGGACACGGACGGCAAGCGGACGCGGAUGAUCGCGAAGCUGUCCGAGAUCGCGUGCGCGAUCGAGACCGAGAUGGGGGCGCCGCAGGACAUCGAGGGGUGCGUCGUGGGAGAGAACAUCUACAUCCUUCAGUCCCGCGCGCAGCAGUUGUGAUGAAGGGAAUUUAAUUCUCUAUCUCAACGCGCGAGAGAAGAGAGAUUGGAACGAGAGGGACAGAGCGACCGCCGCGGGUUUGUAUAGUGUCGCAACGAUGACGCAACGCUGCUUUUAAGUAAUAACACAAGUAAUAAC